UCAUUUCCCGGAUAUCCCCGCUAAGGAACAACACUCAUGCCCAAGGUAUUGGAAGGCAUCACCGUGCUCGAACAGGGCACUUUCAUCACCGGGCCCGCGGCGGGAAUGCUGCUGGCGGACCUGGGCGCCAAGGUCAUCAAGAUCGAGCAGCCCGUCACCGGCGAUCCAUUUCGCGCCUUCAAGGGCGGCCUGUACAGCCCGCACUUCCAGACCUACAACCGCAACAAGCGCAGCAUCACGCUGAACACCAAGGAAGCCGAAGACGCCAAGGUCUUUGAUGCGCUGGUCCAGGACGCCGACGUCUACAUCCAGAACUUCCGGCCGGGCGCGGCCGAACGCCUGGGUGCGGGCGAGAGCCGCCUGCGGGCGCUCAACCCGCGGCUGGUUUACUGCGCGAUCAGCGGCUUCGGCCAGACCGGGCCGGCGGCGGGCCGGCCCGCGUAUGACACCGUGGCGCAGGCCGCGAGCGGCUUCCUGAACCUGCUGGUCAACCCCGAGAACCCGCGCAUUGUGGGGCCGGCGAUCGCCGACGCGCUGACCGGUUUUUACGCCGCCUACGGCAUCCUGGGCGCACUGGUCGAGCGCGGCAGGACCGGCGUGGGGCGCUCGGUGGAGGUCUCCAUGCUCGAAGCCAUGUGCCACUUCAACCUGGACGCCUUCACGCAUUUUUUUUGCCGAGGGCGAAGUCAUGGGCCCUUACAGCCGGCCCAGCGUUUCGCAGUCCUAUACCUUGAAGUGUUCCGACGGCAAGUGGGUGGCGCUGCACAUGUCCUCGCCCGAGAAAUUCUGGCACGGCCUGGCACAGGCGAUAGAGCGGCCCGACAUCUUUGACGACGCGCGCUUCAGCUCGCGCGAAGCGCGCAUCGCGCACCAGGACCAGCUGAUCGCGCUGCUGGGCGGCAUCUUUGCCACGCGCCCGCGUGCCGAGUGGUGCCAGCGGCUCGAAUCGCAGGACGUGCCCUAUGCGCCCAUGUACGACACCAGCGAAGCGCUGCAGGACCCGCAGGCCAGGCACCUGCAGCUGGAAAUCCAGGGCAUACACCCGGUGUUGGGCAAAUGGACCACGGUGCGCUCGCCGGUCAGUUUUGACGGUGUGCGCCCCACCGACGUGGUGCCGCCGCCCAUGCUGGGCGAGCACAGCGCCGAAAUCCGCGCCUCGCUGGCAGGG
Molecule: messenger RNA, 1168 nt
Organism: Tuber aestivum (summer truffle)
Lineage: Eukaryota; Fungi; Ascomycota; Pezizomycetes; Pezizales; Tuberaceae
Source: the annotation of a GenBank genome assembly